AUGUCCGAAAUCAUUCUCGCACCGCUUGAGAAGCUUCAAAAGCUUUCAAAUACGCUCUUUCUCGCUCUUGGUCCCGCACAAAGCAAGCCACCUCCGCCUCCACCUAUAGAGGCUUUCAUCGAGAUGGACGCCGAACUAGCUGCUGCACUCCAGCAGGCGCGUGUUCAUCAGCUCAAACAGCGACGUAUUGAAGCUCUCUCUGCUGAGGUACUUGAUUUGGAAGGACGGUUACGGGAGAUUUCUACUGAGCUCGAACAGGGCAAGCAGGAGUUGGAGGAAAUGAUCGAGGAAGGGGAUGAACGUGUUAAGGCUAUCCAGAAAGCCAAGGAAGCUGCACUACCAUACCCAGAACUUCUCGCCUACGCACAGAGUCUAAGCGCAUUCACAUCAGCACCGCCGCAUAUGCCAGAUAUGAUGCUUCCCGGACAACCUCCUCCACCACUUUUCUUCCCACCAUUCCCGAAUGAAGAGAAGAUGCGUCGAGGUCGGCUUAACGCAGAAGCACCGCUUGGUUUGUUGGGCGAGACGCAUUCAGUUGGUCGACCACCGACCGUGUCCCCGAAAAGACCAGAACCGGCACCAGGGCCAAUGCCUGGUUAUCCAUACAGAAUGGACCACCACGCGCACCAAGAAGUCUUUGAUUUGGACCUAGACUUGAACCCAGAUUUCUGACCCGCACUUCCACGUUAUGUACGACCUGUCAUACUGCUCCCAACUUCUGGAGUCGACUUAGUGCAAUAUCACGUAUCGCUUCGAUAGCUCUCCCCAACUCGUUUCGCCAGGCAACGUCAUCCAUACUGUACGGGUCUAUGCGUUGUAGACCAUCAGGCUCGUCUGCACCGGGAAGGACACCUUCAUCUCGGAGUUUUCCCUCCAACUCAUUGCGUAUCUGUGCUCGCGAACGGCCGUUGACGAACGUGAUGUACACUAGACCUGGAUAUCGUCGUUCGUAUAUUGCAUUCAAGUGUGCGAGGCUUUCGAGGACUGGUGCGGGAGUUGGAGUAACUGCUGCGUUGAUUUGGGAUGUAUUUGUGGGUUGACCUUGUUCAGCUGCACUCAACGCACUCAGUCCUUCAACUUCACCGAUUCGAGGAUGGGCACCAAUGAAUUUUGCUUUUUGACCUUCCGGAAGCUGGGAAACAAGGUCUAUUGUCAUAUUGACCAGAGCAGUGUAGUCCUUGGGUAGUUGGUCCUCGUCGGUACUUUGGAUUUGUU
Fomitiporia mediterranea MF3/22 is the source of this 1215-nucleotide messenger RNA. RefSeq lists its product as uncharacterized. The coding region runs from base 1 to 672 and encodes 223 amino acids. Gene Ontology annotation, molecular function: transcription coregulator activity. Gene Ontology annotation, cellular component: mediator complex; core mediator complex. Gene Ontology annotation, biological process: regulation of transcription by RNA polymerase II. NCBI's taxonomy places the organism in Eukaryota, Fungi, Basidiomycota, Agaricomycetes, Hymenochaetales, Hymenochaetaceae. The record is from RefSeq and is a predicted model, not a curated record. The transcript has 3 exons.